AUGUCUGUUUCUAUCAGCCAAAUGUCCCAGCUCGAGGGAGCCAAAUGCCUCGACGAUAACUGGACCGGCCUCAAAGACAGGGCUGAGCGGAAGAAACGCCAGACACGGCUCAACGUAAGAGCUCAUCGGAAGCGUAAGGCCGAGGCUCGGGCUAUGAUAGUAAAGAGAGAGCACCAUGUCCAGCCACGCGAGCAUCAAAUCUCCCCAUCAACUGUGGCUGGUGAGAUGCUCAUUUUCGCCAUCAGUGCAGGCAACUUCAAACCCCUGUCGUUUGACCCUCUCAAGAGCGAGUUUCCGUUAUCAACUGAUCAUCUCAUUCCCCUCAUUCAAUACAAUGUCAAGCGGGCGAGCCACACCAAUCUUGCCAUUCUAGCCAUUACAAGCUUGGUCUGCGUUGGCAGCCCUUACAAAACGAUGCCCCUCUUCCCCUACCCCCGCGCCCUCCCCGAAUCUCUGGCUCCGACGUCUCUACAGCUCACCACGCUGCACCCGCCCUGGAUUGACAUCCUGCCCUCGCCACGCAUGCGAGAUAACGCUAUCCGCGCCAUCGGGCAGUUCUCACAAGCGGACUAUUGCGCCACCUUCUCUGGCGGACGGACGGGGCUGUCAAGACUUGAUGAUGGCAACAAAUCGCUGGCGAGCCACAAGAGGUGA
Verticillium dahliae VdLs.17 is the source of this 654-nucleotide messenger RNA. RefSeq lists its product as uncharacterized. The record is from RefSeq and is a predicted model, not a curated record. NCBI's taxonomy places the organism in Eukaryota, Fungi, Ascomycota, Sordariomycetes, Glomerellales, Plectosphaerellaceae. The transcript is spliced from 3 exons. Bases 1 to 654 code for a protein of 217 amino acids.